Messenger RNA from Wasmannia auropunctata (little fire ant), 2122 nucleotides. RefSeq names its product juvenile hormone esterase-like. The transcript is spliced from 8 exons. Lineage: Eukaryota; Metazoa; Arthropoda; Insecta; Hymenoptera; Formicidae. The record is from RefSeq and is a predicted model, not a curated record. The coding region runs from base 61 to 1665 and encodes 534 amino acids.
UAUAAAGACAGAGAACUAGAUAGCUCCUGUCAUUCUUCUAAUAGACGUCAAUCGUUCACUAUGGAUAAAGACAAAGUUGAAAUAUGCGUGCAGGAAGGAAAAUUAACUGGUGUCGUGGAAAAAGGUGUUUACGGUGAUAACUACAUCGCCUUUAGAGGAAUACCAUAUGCGAAACCGCCGAUUGGAGAACUCAGAUUCAAAGAUCCGGUACCAGCAGAAUCAUGGUCCGGUAAUAGAGAUGCCUCAAAGUACGGAAACAUGUCCGUUCAAUUGAACCCUUUUACACACGAAAUUGAGGGCGACGAAGAUUGUCUCUACUUAAAUGUGUACACCACGAAAAUCGAACCUUCGAAGAAGCGUGCGGUAAUGGUAUAUGUACACGGCGGUGCUUUCUACCUGGGUUCCGGUGAUGCACUCUUCUACGGUCCUGAUUACAUCGUACGGAAAGACGUUGUUUUGGUUACCUUGAACUAUAGACUAGGCGUUCUAGGUUUCCUGAAUCUCUACGACAAAGUGGCGACAGGUAAUCAAGGUCUCAAGGAUGUGGUUAUGGCGUUACGAUGGGUCCAGAAAAAUAUAUCACAAUUCGGAGGAGACCCAGGAAAUGUUACUGUCUUCGGCGAAAGUGCUGGUGGAGCUAUCGUACAUUAUCUAACUCUGUCUCCGUUAGCGACAGGUUUAUUUCACAAAGCAAUACCACAAAGUGGAGUCGCAAGGUGUCCUUGGGCCUUUACCGAAAAAUCGAUGAAUAAAGGUUUUCGAUUUGCCGAGAAACUCGGAAAAGCGACCGCAGAUCCAAAAGUCGCUUACGAGUUUCUUAAAACAAUCGAUGCCAAAAAACUUAUAGAUACGGAACAGAAUUCUCUCUUAACACAAGCAGAGCGUGAACAGAAUUCCUUGAUAUUUACGCCCAGCAUGGAUCGCGAAUCAUCGAAUCCAUUUUUCACGGAAGAUCCAGAAACGUUUAUGCGUCGCGGAGUUAAAGUACCAUUACUUUUGGGUUUUACCAGUUGCGAGGGAUCUUUCAUUAUAUGCAGUAGCUUUAGAGGACACAUAAAUAAGGAGCAGCUCAAAAAAGUCGAUUCCAAUUUCAAAAACAUUAUAUUGCCCAAAACUUUGUCUACAUUGCCCAUUACUGCCGAUGAAUUGCGCUCUUUGUAUUUUGGUGACAAAGCAGUGUCAGAGGAAACUCUAAUGAAUUUCGCUGAUUUUCUCACCGAUGAGUUCUUUAUUCGUAAUAUAAUGGAAGUAGUGGAUAUUCAGACAAAGCUGAAAAAUGGUAUGAAAGCGACGUAUCUGUAUCAAUAUUCAUACAACAGCGAAACUUCUCCAAUGAAAAGAGUAUUUAACAUACAGGCUUCAGGUGCGUCUCAUUCCGAGGAACUGGGGUACAUGUUUUAUCCUAAUAUGAUAAAAGAUCUCGGUAUGUCACCACCUGCAGUUGAUUCGGAAGACUAUAAAAUGAUGAAUUGCCUAACGCAAAUGUGGACGGAUUUUGCUAAAACAGGAAAUCCAACGCCUGUUACAAAUAUGUGGUUACCGGUGACCGGUGACCGCGGAAAGUACAAUUACCUAAAUAUCGAUAAAAACUCGCAAAUGAAAAUCUUCCGUAAGGGAGAAGAAAGAUGGGAUUGGGAAGAGAAGAAAAAUAAGUUACGACGCUAAAUCUUUAUCUACGUUAAGACUGGGUUUCUUGGUGUUGUUUUCAAAUUUAUAAUAAAUAUUUUUUUCGUUAUUUUUUACUGACAUAAUUUGAAUUAACGGAAUGUAGGCACUAUUAUUAUUAUUUCCUUUAAAUUCAAGAGUGGUUUUAGUUAGUGGAAAUAUGUGGAUUAAUAAUUUUCGAACUACGGUAUAUUGACAAGAAGAUUCUCGCAAACUCAAUUUAAGAAGUACUAUAAUAAAUCAUACAAUACUAUUUGUCGGUGAAUGUCAAGUAACUUGAAUUGAAUACAAACUGAGGAUUUCUCCCUAAAGAGAAAUACUACUAUUAAAUAACUAAACUGUAAUGCAAAUAAAAUUAAAAGAAAUAAUAAAAUAUUAUUACACAUUUACAUUGUUAUUGCAUUAAACAGUGCGUGUUUCUUCGGCCGUUAAUACAGUAUACAUAUUGAAUCUAAAA